This is a messenger RNA of Anneissia japonica, 2732 nucleotides long. Its product is annotated as glutamate-rich protein 6-like. The record is from RefSeq and is a predicted model, not a curated record. Lineage: Eukaryota; Metazoa; Echinodermata; Crinoidea; Comatulida; Comatulidae. The transcript has 14 exons. Bases 200 to 2653 code for a protein of 817 amino acids.
CGCUGAACUAAUCAACGGGCAUUGUUUUGUGCACGUGAUUAGGUUACCUAGCAGCAAAAGUAAUCAUCUUUGUAAAUCUUUUGCUAGUUCGCCAUGUUUCGACAGUACCAAAACAAAUUUUAUGAAUGAUUAACGAAAAUCAAGGAAAUAAUGAUAAUUUUGGAAUAGGGGACAACAUUUUAAGUGGACGGACUAAGUGAUGGCAGAUGAUGGUAGGAAUGUACCUGAUGUACCACAGACAGAAGUAAUUGAAGAUGAUGCUGUAUUCUCCACAUCAACUGACAGAACAAUUGGAGAAAUACCACCACCCAAUCAGCAGGAAUUUGUCCGUCGAACAUCCAGUCUUACUGUUGAAAAUGUCAAAAAACUUGAAGAAGCUACGAUCCGUGAGGACAAGCGGGAAUCGGAGCAAAGAUCUGCAAGCCCUACAAAAUCAUUCCUAGAUAAUGUGAACUUGAGGAAUUCCAGUCCUCUUGCACCUCUCAGAAGUUCUUCCAGGGUUGCAGGAGAUGUUGAGGACAGUAAGCAAAAUGGUAUCCUCAGUGGUGCCAGGCAGGCAAGUCUACCAGACUUGGUAUCAGGUGGAGAGAUGAGGACGGGUAGUCCCAAGCCUCUACCACCAAUCAGAAGAAAUGAUGAUGAAGCUGGAAAUGAUAAUUCUGUCAGUGAAAAGACAAAUGACAGUAAUAUAAACCGAAGACAAAGUCAACCAAGAAUCCUAAGUUUUAGAAGAGAGCUUCCAAUUGAAAUGUGUGAUGAUUCUGCUCUGUCCAACCGCUCUGACAAGACUCCGGACAGUGUUGUUUCAAAAAGAACAGAGAGGUCCGUAUCUUUCAAAGACGAUCAUGAAAUGCCAAAUAGUAAGGACUCACAGAGACAGAGAGAAAAAUUAAAAUCCCCAGCAGUGCGGGAGGUAACGUGUACAAAAGAUGACCAAGGCAAGGAACAUGUCCUUGUGUCUGUUGCCACAGAAACAGAGUGGAGCUGGUUUGAGAGUAUGAAACUUGCUGGUAAAGAUGAUCUACACAAAAAUGACGGUGGAGAUCAAUUUAAUGAUGAUAAAUGUAAUAUCCAAUCUCCAAGUGGUGUAGUCCAGAAGCCCAGAAGUCAUAAAUCGUCAGUAGUUUCAAGUGUGUCUGAUACAACUGAUUUAGAAACUGCCUUAGUUGUCCAACAUAAUGCUAAACUCAAGACAACAAAAGAUGGAUAUGAUGAGAAAGGUCUUCCACUACUAGAACUUGACUCUGAAUCUGAGGAUUCUGAUGAUGACAACCUAUUUGGUGGUGUGGAUGACCUCUCCGAACUUGUACCUAAAAUUGGUCCACCAGUAAUUCUAAAGUACCAAAGAGAAUCUGAGAAGAACCUCAUUAAAAUGAAGCAUCCGGUGAUCUACGAGGAGCGAAUGUUAUCACCAGAUUCGUUGGCCCUAAGUGAGGAAAUAGACGGCAUGUUUAGUGGACAGUGCGAGUUCUGUACCAAAGACAUACAGCCCUUCCCAACUCCAGAAAUGCUGGAUGCAUUUCCGGAAAAGGAUCUUUACUGCUGUAAUGACUACCACAAGUUUGUUGAGUUUACAAUGACGCACAGUCCCGAUGCUCAAUUCCCAGUGGAGGAGCUUAUAGACAUAUCCCCUCAUGCUCCGUUCGGUAGCAAACAAGCUCGUCGAGCUGCUAAGGAACGGGCUGCUCAAAGGAUGCGGGAACGGGAGAUGGCCAGACAGAAAGCAGCUGGAGCAAAUCAAGCCAAUUUCUAUGCAUUACAAGUUGCUAGACAAAUGAAAACUAUCAACUACUCUUUGUCAUCACAAAAAUACAUUGAUGAUGGCUGGACACUGAGACCUUCGACCCCAAGCGAUGAUGAACUCAAGACGCCAGAUGUAUAUGAACCGGAGCCAGUUAUACCCUCAGCCUUUAGGAAUAUGAAAGAAAGCCAACGGAAGGUGACCUUGAUUGAGAAGACUUAUGAAGAUGGAAAUGCGUUCCUUAUCAUGUUCCCAGAUGGAACUGGCACUGUUUUCUAUCCGUCUGGCAACCCUGCUAUUCUUAUAACCUCAACUGAGGAAGGACAGUUUACAUACAUCAUUCAGGAGGACCGUCCCAUAAAUCAGGCCAUCUUGGCUGUGUUUGAACCAACAGGUCAUGGAACAUGCUACCAUCCCAAUGGCAAUGUCAAGUUGAAUAUGAAUCAGUUUGGUGGAACGUUCCUUGAUAGCCAAGGUGCUAGGAAGAAGCGAUGGUCAUGGAAGGACCAAACAACUCACGUACACGCCCCACCAUUCCAACCCAUUUGCUUUGCUAUCUCUAAAUAUGUGAGCCUAAGAUGCCUAGCUCAGGACCAGAUUGUGCUGUUGUUUAGCUGUGAUAAACGCAGUGUGCGGUUUAAUGUAGGAGUUAAGCUGAAGCUAAUUGCACCUGAAAAUAUUCCCAUGAAGGAUGUUGAUGAGGACGCCCUGUACAUUUCAGAAGUCAGAACUUAUGUUCGAUUGGUUAUGGAUAAAGUCGGUAACAUGUUGAAGUUCUCCAAGUCUCCAAAAUUGGAAAACAUUCAACCUCCACUGAGGAUCCAGCACAACGUUAUCAGGAACGAGAAAUUAAAAGGGCAAAAGGUCAACCGCAAAGUGGACAAGAAACAAGCUCUUGUUAAAGUCAACUAAGAGGCAAUAGAAAUUAAAUAAUGUGAAUUGUGACAAUUAUAGAAAUAAAAUAAAGUGUGUAUUUCGUAUAAGUUUAAAA